Molecule: messenger RNA, 1577 nt
Organism: Zophobas morio
Lineage: Eukaryota; Metazoa; Arthropoda; Insecta; Coleoptera; Tenebrionidae
Exons: 3
Coding region: 132-983 (283 amino acids)
Source: RefSeq, a predicted model, not a curated record
UGAUAAGUUUCUGAGCGUGUGGUUCAUUCAUUAUUAACGUUUUCCAUGUUUUCUUUAGUCGUCAGUGAGGUGUGAACUGUGAAAGAGAAAAUGUGAUGUUAAGCUGACAUAAAAAUAUUUUAAUUAGAACAAUGGACUUUAAAGAAUGGAUGAAAUCGCCUUAUUCCUAUUUCCUGGUUGUGUAUUCAUGUAUUGUAACAAUAGUAAUGAUGAUACUGUUUAUUUAUGUGAUUAAGUUAAAAAUUGAUUCGACCGAUAGGACAGCAGAAUCAGUAAAGAAGAAGAAGAAGAAGAAUGUGUUGAAAGCUGACACCAAGUUCAGCAACCAAGGAUGUGCAGACAUGGACAAACUCGAAGAUCUAGAAGAGCUAAAUGACAUAGUUGUAGAUAAUAAUUACAAUGAUGACAUGAGUUCCCGUCAUCUGUAUCGAACUAAAUCAUGUCCACUCCGUUCAUUUGAACGUAGAAGAAUCAGUGAAUACGAUGCAGUUGCAUGUAGUUCGAAGUAUAAGUUUGACACUAAUCCUCCACUUGUUCAUCAUUCCGAAGAAGUGACUGGUUCUAUGAUAGACAGAGCAAAUCCUUGUGAUGAAAUUUUGAGAGAUGUAAGUACUGCGCUGUUCAUAGCCCACAGUCAUACCUCAAGUAGUGAUGUUUAUCAAAGUGUUGCAAGACAACUUUUGAACCUAAUUAAAGUGAAAAAACCUAGUUUGUACGAAACAAUUCAAUGUGACGCCUCUAGACACACCUAUGACAAGAUAGACUACGCAAAAAUGUCGAAUAUAAAUCUGAAAUCUGAAAGCGAUUCCUCGACUGAGAGUAUUUAUGGAACAUAUAUUCCUCCUGCAAGUCACAAAUCUGUUGAGGUGGAGGGUUCGAACGAAUUUUCUGGAAAUCAAAGAUCCAGUCCUUUAGACGUUGAAAGGGAAGAAUGUUUUCAAGAUCCUUCAGAAGAUGAAAAUUACCAGAGCCUCCUUACCUAAAGAUCGACACUGAACGAGAUUCAACAGUUCCUGCAAAAUUACAACGAAACCUGUCGAAGAAACAACUACACAGAAGCUGCGAUGAUAGGUUGUGACACAGAAUCCAACAUUUAAACAUUGAAAUCCACAGCAUUCCUCUAAAGAAAACUGCUGCAAGAAAACGUUUUCAGUUCUGUAUUGGAGGGUACAUUUUACGAGUAGAACUAUCGAAAUUUUGAUCGUAAAAACAUAUGUAUUAUUAUCUACGACUUGAAACGAUGAAAGAAUACGAUGUUAGGUAAAUCUUCUAGUCAGGAAACCUCAGUGCCCGAAUUACCCUAGAAGUUAAAAUUUCUUUCCUUUUACAAGGGAACUUGGGAAUACUGUCUUAGUGUCAAGUCUGCAAAUACCUAUGUGAAGUAAAAAAGUUGUUUACUUCAUCGUAGAAACGAAUCUCAUUUUUUUAAGAAAACUGAAAAAACUUGUGACAAUAAUAUCUAAAAUAUUAAGUAAAUAUUUGUAUCAUCAAAUAAAUAUUUCGUGUAGAUGAAUAUAUUUCUUUUGUUAAAUAUGUAAACGUGUGUACGUGGGAAAUUCAAUGAAUGUAACGCUAAU